Messenger RNA from Aspergillus pseudoviridinutans, 2262 nucleotides. RefSeq lists its product as uncharacterized. The record is from RefSeq and is a predicted model, not a curated record. The coding region runs from base 1 to 2262 and encodes 753 amino acids. The transcript has 13 exons. NCBI's taxonomy places the organism in Eukaryota, Fungi, Ascomycota, Eurotiomycetes, Eurotiales, Aspergillaceae.
AUGUCUGACUCAGGAGACAAAAGUGUCAAGAUGCUUGAGCGCAUCAACAAGCAGCUCAGAGGCGCUGUGCUUGCGAGUUUUCCCUGUGCGUUUGAGCAAUAUGUCUGCAUCUCUAUGCCAGGCACUAUUAUCGAUACGCGUCUGGGAGGAAGCUAUCUUCCCGAGGGCGAAAAGGCGACCGCCGAUGUGCGUAACAUGAUCCAGAUCAACGAAUCGACGCUCGUUGACUCCAUGGUCCCUCUUGACAAAGUCAUGCUUGGCCCGACCGGAAAGAGUGUGACUCGAAGUUACUACACGGCCCUGGACAUGCUCGUUCCUCGUAAAACAGAUAUUGGCUCUGUGGACGUGGAGACAGAUUUCAGCUCUGAGAGCAAAAGCAAAUACAGCCAGGCCAUGCGUUUCCUUCGCUCCAAAGAAUCUAUACUCACACCGGAUUCCGAGGUCAAGGGUUCUAGAGUUGCCCUGGUCAAGGAUAAAGCUGCUCAGAUUGGAAUUCAAGGUACAGUAGUUGACCGCUACGUUGAGAAACAACUUGCCUGGUCCGAGGCUCGGGGAAAAUGGGAUGCAGUUCGAAGUGAAGCUCUUGAGGCUCGGGAGGCGCGUCCAGAGAUGCAGAGCGCUGCCGCAUUUAGUGCAAGACAGAAGGAUAUCAAGCGAGCACAAGGUGAACUGCAUGCGCGUUGGAUGGACUGGGUGGUCAAUGGCGACAAGUUUCGUGUGGACUACUGUUUUGCUUUGGUUGACCGAGAUUCCGUUAUGGCGAGAAUCGAAAGAGCAAAAGAAGCUACCCGCGAUGCUAUGUUAACCAGCAUCGACGGAACAGAAUGGGCACAGGUCUCUCUUGAACCAAAGAACUGGGCUGCUCUUUGCCGUGAGAAGGCCCUUGCGUGGGCGGAAAGAAAUCCAGUUGACACCGAGUUCCUGGAAAUGCGCGCUGAGAAUCUGAGGAAAAUGCUCGCCUCCUACAACGUUUACAAAGAGACCUUCUUGGACGACAAGGAGGCAGGUACGUCAGGAACGGCGAACGUUCCCCCGGCCACCAGUGGCACAGCUCCCUCCGGCGAGAGUCAACCCCCUGCAACCAGCGGUAGCCAAGCUCCUGCGGCCAGUUCGCACCAGGAAGCGACAAUCCAAUCUACUGAAGCUGAGCUGCAACAAGCCCUCCGCGAUAUUUACACCGCCGAAGUAGCCAUAAACGACGCCAAGAAGAAAGACGGCGUGGUUAAAGAUCCUGAACUUAAUACAAAGCUUGAGGUUGCUACGAAGAAAUGGCUUAAUGCCAGCAAGACCCUUGCCGGACUGCGGUCGCAAUUCGAUGUGAAUCAGCUAACGGCUGCGGGUAGACACAACCUGUCUCGCUCUAUUAGCAGCCAUAUCGAGGGGUUGAAAGCUCAACUGGACGCUCUCGACUCGAAAAUCGCAAAGGCUGCGGGUGGUCUCAAUAAUAUCAUUUUAGGGGUAAGAAAAGAUGAGACCAUCAUCCGCAGUGGUGAUGCUGACGCCGAACACCCCUCUUCGGCCGUACCCAAGGGUGAUGGGAAGAGUGCCGACGUGUGGACAAAGAUCAAAUUUGAUGUCAGCACCAAAGAAGAUGAGAUGAAGAGCAAGGAGAACAACCUUUCCGGCUCCUUCAAUGUUGACGUUGGCAGUUGGUGGGCCUCUGUUAAGGCACAGACGACAGUCUCAUCCUCCAGCAAGACUUUCGAGACGAAAAUGUCUCAGUGUUCCGUUUCUGGAUCCUUCUCUGCCAUGGUUGUCACCAUUCGCCGUCCUUGGCUACAUGCCGACUUAUUCCAAGACUUUGAUAUCGAUAUCCCGGAAGGUACCAAGCUCAGUCCGGGUGCUCGGACUAUGCGCGACUGGAUUGAGAACGGUGACGAGACGACCAACGACAAGCGCACUAAUUACGGAAAGUUCCCUGCGUAUCCCACGUCAUUCAUUGUAGCAGCUGAUACUGUGCUUGAGUUCAAAUCAAAUGAAGCUGCCAGCAAAGAGAUGGCAAGCUCACUCUCGACAGACAGCUCAAUCCAGGCCAGCUAUGGCCCAUGGGGCCUCAAGACUGGUGCAUCUGUCAAAACAGACAAUAAGGAAUCAUCACAGAAAAUGACUGUCAAUGGCGGAACUCUACGCAUUGAGUUCCAAGCACCUCAGAUCAUCGGUUGGGUCUCUGAGAUUCUACCCCAGCUGCCACGUGGUGCCGAUGCUUACAGAAUGGGGGGCCUAAAUGCGCCGCCUAACAUGGCUUUCCGUGCUAACCUGUGA